UGACAGUUGUACAAAAGUCAGUUAAGGCUGAGGGUUAGGGGCGAAUUUUAUGUUUGUGUUUUUACCAGUUUAUAAAUCACGCUAUCUCUGAAAUUAAAGUGAUUUGUAUAUAAGACUCGAUCAAUAUGAAACAGUUAAUCUUGUUUUUAAUCUUUGGAUACUGUUUAAGUGAUUGUUUAGCACUAUGGUGCUAUCAGUGUACUGCUGCAACCCCUGGGUGUAUGGAACCAUUCAACUGGCGAGGUGUUGGCUACCUUGGCAACCCAUGCCCUGAUGCUGAGGAUAUUUGUGUCAAACUUAUUGAAAGGAAAGGAGCACAAGAAGUGAUAACAAGGGAUUGUUUGAGCAACUUCAGGGCUUUCAGAACUGAUAUUCCUGCAGACACCUAUGAAGGUUGCCGCCCAGCUGCGAGGGAUGUGAAUCUAGCAAACUAUGUCAAUAAUUCCAUAAAGGAACUUGAUAUCAAAAGGGACUGGUAUGAUGAAACUGUAUGGUGUUUCUGCUUCCUCGACCACAGAUGUAAUGGUGCAUCAAGUGUGACAACAAUGGCAUUACUAAUCCCAGCAUGCAUUGUGUUUCUAUUCAUGAAAAUGUUCUGAUGUUCAGUUAUUAUCAAUGAUUGACGGUUCACCAAAAAACAUUUAUCUGUAGUACUGAGUAAGUGAAAUAGAAUAUUGUAAUAAUAGAAUAUUGCAAUAACUUGACAUGCAGCUGCAAUGAUUUAGAAGUGCAUUAUAACUAAUUUUAUAUGAAUCUCACUAUCUUCAUGAAUCUUAGAAACUGUGACAGUUAUGUUUAAAUUAAUUCAUAGGAAACAUUGAAUAUAGAUCCUAACUAAAGUAAGAAGCUUUGCAGUAGUUAAAGCUGAGUAACUACUAUAAGUAGGUAAAGUUGACAAAUGAUAAUGUACUUGGAAUAAGACAUGUAAAAAGGUAAUGUACUUUUUUCGUGCAAAGUAUGUAUGUAUCACUGUUAUAUUCCAAUAUAUGUAAAACAUUUCAAUUUAUUCCAAAGAGCAAACUCAUCACAUUCUUUGAUACCUAUGACUUUACAAGUAUAUUUAGUAAUGUUUAAAGCUAUAUCAUAAUUAUGAAAUUAUCAAUAAGAAUUCCGUCCCAAAAGAUUUUCAAUAUGUGAGUAAAUUUGAUAGACCUGUGACAGAGUGCAUUAUAAGAACAUUCCAGUGUAAUGUUUAUCUAAAUAAUUCCGUCCAACAGUUAUUAUACAUAUUGUUAGUGUGUAGGCUUAUUAAUUAAGAUAUAAGUGCCUCAUUGAACAUUGUUCUUUUACAUAAGACUGUAGUUUUGUACACAAUAGUUUUUAUCAAAGGAUUUCUAUUUUUAUUGAAAUGACAUAUGUAAUUAAUUUGUACAUUUUGUAGCAGGAUUUAUAAUAUGGGUUGUUAAUAACAAUGAUUUAAGGCCACCAAUUAAACAACUGUAAAAUUAA
Helicoverpa armigera (cotton bollworm) is the source of this 1449-nucleotide messenger RNA. RefSeq lists its product as uncharacterized. Lineage: Eukaryota; Metazoa; Arthropoda; Insecta; Lepidoptera; Noctuidae. The transcript is spliced from 4 exons. Gene Ontology annotation, biological process: regulation of synaptic transmission, cholinergic; positive regulation of voltage-gated potassium channel activity; sleep. The record is from RefSeq and is a predicted model, not a curated record. Bases 126 to 599 code for a protein of 157 amino acids.